Musa acuminata subsp. malaccensis (wild Malaysian banana) is the source of this 1082-nucleotide messenger RNA. RefSeq lists its product as uncharacterized. Gene Ontology annotation, molecular function: 5'-deoxynucleotidase activity. The record is from RefSeq and is a predicted model, not a curated record. Gene Ontology annotation, cellular component: cytoplasm. NCBI's taxonomy places the organism in Eukaryota, Viridiplantae, Streptophyta, Magnoliopsida, Zingiberales, Musaceae.
AUAUUGAGGCGUGAUGAACAUACACUUCAAACCUCCCAAUCGCUUCCGCUCCGUCGUCUUCAUUCCCCAACCUUUCUCCCUCGACACCGAUGGCGGUAAGAGCACCGAUCUCUCUUCCCCCGUCUCGCGUACUCCGCCUCCGUAGCCGCAGCACCUGGUCCGACUCCCUUCUCCCCCUUGAACACCUGAAUCAGCCGCUCUCUUCGCGGCCCCUCGUCGCCCGCGCCGCCCUCCCCGGAAGCGGUAGCUCUGGGUCCAACGGGCCGCACGCGCCGUCGAUCUCCCCUUCUUCCGCCUCCUCCGCCAUCGAUUUUCUCACCCUCUGUCAUCGCCUCAAGACUACAAAAAGAAAAGGAUGGAUCAACCAUGGUAUUAACCAUCCAGAGUCUAUUGCUGAUCACAUGUAUCUCAUGGCAUUGAUGGCUUUAAUUGCUGGUGAUAUUCCUGGUCUUGAUAGGGAAAGGUGUAUGAAGAUCGCAAUUGUGCAUGAUAUUGCAGAAGCUAUUGUUGGUGAUAUCACACCAUCAGAUGGUGUUCCCAAGGCAGAAAAGAGUAGACGUGAACAAGAAGCGUUAAAUGAAAUGUGCAAAAUCCUUGGUGGUGGAUUGAGGGCUGAUGAGAUACAGGAACUCUGGGCAGAGUAUGAGAACAAUUCUUCUAUGGAAGCUAGUCUUGUGAAGGAUUUUGACAAAGUGGAAAUGAUUCUUCAGGCUUUGGAAUAUGAAACAGAACAUGGAAAGGUCUUGGAUGAAUUCUUUCUUUCCACUGCAGGUAAAUUUCAAACUGAUGUUGGGAAGAGUUGGGCAGCUGAAGUGAUAUCAAGAAGAAACAAGAGAAGCCUCUCCAUGCCCAUAAAAGAUGCUGCUUUGCUGGUGCAAAACAAUUGCCUCUUACACCAUGGCUCGGUAAGAAGCACCGGCGAUGCCCCUGGUUGGCGUUCACUUCUGUUAGUUCGCUUGGCCAUUUUUGUCUCACAAAAAAAAAGAUAUCAGAAAUCAUUUUGUUUUAUUCAAGAAAACAUUGAGAAUGGAGCAUCAUAAUCGAUGCUUAAAUAAUCUUCUCCUUGAAGUAAGGCUUCUCCA